Girardinichthys multiradiatus is the source of this 11164-nucleotide messenger RNA. RefSeq names its product ATP-binding cassette, sub-family A (ABC1), member 2 (gene abca2). The record is from RefSeq and is a predicted model, not a curated record. The coding region runs from base 951 to 8513 and encodes 2520 amino acids. Gene Ontology annotation, biological process: transmembrane transport; lipid transport. Lineage: Eukaryota; Metazoa; Chordata; Actinopteri; Cyprinodontiformes; Goodeidae. Gene Ontology annotation, molecular function: ATP binding; lipid carrier activity; ATP hydrolysis activity. Gene Ontology annotation, cellular component: intracellular membrane-bounded organelle; membrane. The transcript has 50 exons.
GAGAAAGUGAGCAACUUUAGACAUAAAAAUCCAGUUCAGCUGCAUUUGAAAUAGUUUUUCCCUGGCAUCCCACAGCCAUGGAAGUUACUUUGUAACCUUUUCCAGACUGAAGGAUGUUUUUUAUCUGAUUUUGAAUUUCUUGAAUUGAAGUGAGCUAUGGCAUACUAUUGACAGAAGAAUGGAAUAUUACCAGAUUUCCUUCCCAAAGGUGGUUGAAAGGUUUUAUACGAGAACAAAAAUACACCGCAGAAUGGCACCGCAUUAAUAUUGGGGAUCCUAGACUGCGGCAAUAUACCAGGGUUCAAAUGACAAAGUUCCAAUUUGUGUCAACUAUGAUGAAAUGGUGAGCCAUGUUUUUAUAAAAUAUUAUACACAUCUUAAUAUUAUACAUAAUUGUUUUCCCAUAUUUCUUCCUUUAUAAGGGAUUCAACUCCUUGAGGAAUUAAAAACAAUUACAGUAGGCUAUGUCGCCUUGGGUUAGUUUUCAAAAUUCAUAGUCGAGAUUUAAUUACAUAAUUCAUUUUGUUAUUUUGGAUUUUUAGGUUACAAAAUAAAAGCAGUCUCAUAUUAAUCUAUUUUCCAUAAAUAGAAUUACAAUUAUUUGUUAAAGCCUUUGUUUUGAAGGGUCGAACAGGAAGACGAUCUGUUGCUUAAUGUCGUUAACUUCAUGACAUCAGCUGCUGUUCCCACUCUGCGGUCCUGCUCUAAGUUCCAGCGCUGCGUUAGGAAGCAGGACAGACCCCGCCGCGAUACAGAGGACCACAGAACACGGUCAUAUGGUCCAACCCCGCCUUCUUCCAUACUGCUGAGCGAGUGAAAAGGCGAGCCAUUCCGGGUCGUGCCAGGCUCGGACGGGAUGCCCAGGAAGGAUCCUGCCAUCCAGCCACAGGCCACCGCUGGUGUGCUCAUUUGGUAAAUAUAGGACAAACUGAGGCAGGAGAGGAAGCAAGAUGGGAUUCCUGCACCAGCUCCAUCUCCUGCUGUGGAAGAACAUCUCUCUGAAGAGGAGAGGGCCGUGGGUGCUGGCAUUUGAAAUUUUCAUCCCACUAGUCCUCUUCUUCAUCCUCCUGGGUCUGAGGCAGAAGAAACCUGCAAUCCCUGUCAAGGAAGUGUCCUUUUACAGCGCAGCGCCACUCACCUCAGCAGGCAUCAUUCCCAUCAUGCAGUCGCUGUGCCCAGAUGGACAAAGGGAUGCAUUUGGAUUCCUGCAGUACAAGAAUUCUACAGUGACUCAGCUUCUGGAGCGCAUUAGUGAAGUGGUUGAACAGAACCGGCUCUUCACAUCUGACAGGCCGGGUUUAGGGCAGGACCUGGAGACCCUGCAGCAGCACCUGGAGAGUCUCAGUGCUGCACCUUUACCACCUGACUACAGUUUCAACAGCAGCCAAGGCUUUAUACUGGCCAGUGUGUUGAAGAACCCGCAACUCUUCCAGCAGUUCCUGGUCAGAAAUCUUUCCCUCUCCAACUCCACAGCCAGCGUGCUGCUCAACAGCCCAGUGGGCCUUCAAGAGGUGUAUGGUCUUAUCUUCGGUACUUCUCUCAGAGACAGUGGAGGGGCAAACAGUUGGAGUCAUGUACCAAAAAGCAUCAGUCAAAAACCUGCAGACAAAGUACUGCAGGUUAAGGAGCAGCUGCUGGGAGGUCUUCAGAGUCUGGAUGGAGGUCUGAUACACAAAGCCCUACAUGAUCCAACUAAAGCAGCCCACAGAAAAGCUCUGGUCCAAAUGAUGUCCUGGGCAUUAGGCCUCAAUGCAGCCUCAGAGAGCCAGAGAGACCACCUUCAAGGAAUGCAGGCGGUGGAGGGAGUUCUCCUGACUGGAUCUAUGCUGGAGUUCCUCACCUGUGGGGAUAGUGGUGGCAGAGAGCUCAGAAAGAUUCUGUUGGUGCCUGAGAAACAACAACCUUCACUGCAGGCGUAUCAUAGUGUAAUGUGCAGCACAGAGGAGGGUCAGAGGUCAGAGUACUUCAGGCAGCUGAGCCAGGAGCUAAGAGAGCAGAUUAACACACAAAGUGUCGCUGACAAGCUUCAUCUGGAGCAGCCCAGCUCCUUGCCACCCCUCUCUCACCUUGGUGCCCUGUUGAAGGACCUGACUGAUGUAGAGAGGCUACUGAAGGAUGUGGACCUGCUUUCUGGACUGGCCCGUCUGCUGCCCAAAGGAGCAUGCGCUGGUCAAAAUCCUGUAUCCCCAACCAAUGGGACGUGGCCCCUUAACAUCACUGCAUGGAGUGUCAACACCACAGAUGUUCCCAGAGAGGAUGGAGAGGAAGGAGUGGAGGGAGGUGGAAAGGGGAAGUUGGAGGAGGAAAAUCCUCACUCUCAGUUUUCAGCAUUUGUUCAGCUGUGGGCAGGACUGCAGCCCAUUCUGUGUGGGAACAACAGGAUCAUUGAGCCUGAGGCGUUGAAGCAGGGGAAUAUGAGCUCACUGGGAUUCACCAGCAAAGAACAAAGGAAUCUGGGCCUACUUGUUCACUUGAUGACUACAAAUCCCAAGAUCCUCUACUCACCUAUUGGUUCCCAGGUGGAUAAAGUGAUUCAAAAGGCAAAUGAGACGUUUGCAUUUAUUGGGAAUGUAACACAUUACACCCGGGUGUGGCUGAACAUCUCAGCCCAGCUCAGGACUUUUCUGGAGGAGGGCCGACUGCAAAGCCAUCUGAUGUGGCUCCAACAGCUGUCUUCAGAACUCCAGCAGCAGCCGGAGUUGUUGAACGGCACCGACAGUGAGCUAAUGGAAGCACUGAUGAUGGGAAACUACACUUUCCCAAACACGUCCACCCUGCUGGAGCAACUGGAAACCAUUGACAAUGCUGCCUGUGGCUGGACACGUUUCAUGUCAAAGGUCAGUGUGGAUGUCUUCAAAGGCUUCCCUGAUGAGGACAGCAUAGUCAACUACACCCUGAACCAGGCCUACCAGGACAAUGUGUCCGUGUUUGCCAGUGUGAUUUUUCAGACUAACAAGGAUGGUUCUUUGCCACCUCACGUUCAGUACAAAAUAAGACAGAACUCCAGUUUCACAGAGAAGACAAAUGAGAUAAGAAGGGCCUACUGGCGACCUGGGCCCAACACAGGGGGGAAGUUCUACUUUCUUUAUGGUUUUGUGUGGAUUCAAGACAUGAUUGAAAGAGCCAUAAUCAACACAUUUGUGGGCCAUGAUGUGGUGGAGCCUGGUAACUAUGUUCAGAUGUUCCCUUACCCAUGUUACACCAGAGACGACUUUCUGUUUGUGAUUGAGCACAUGAUGCCUCUGUGUAUGGUGAUAUCCUGGGUUUAUUCAGUAGCCAUGAUGAUUCAGCACAUCGUAGCAGAGAAAGAACAUCGGCUUAAAGAGGUGAUGAAGAUGAUGGGCCUGAAUAAUGCUGUCCAUUGGGUGGCUUGGUUCAUCACUGGCUUUGUCCAGCUCUCCAUCUCCGUCACUGCUCUCACAGCUAUCUUGAAGUACGGCAGAGUGUUACUCCACAGUGACCCCCUGAUCAUCUGGCUCUUCUUAACUAUUUACGCUGUGGCCACCAUCAUGUUCUGUUUCUUGGUGUCAGUAAUCUACUCCAAAGCUAAACUGGCUUCAGCUUGUGGAGGAAUCAUCUACUUCCUCAGCUAUGUGCCCUACAUGUAUGUAGCAAUAAGGGAGGAGGUGGCCCAUGAUAAGAUCACUGCCUUUGAGAAGUGCAUUGCUUCUCUCAUGUCCACCACAGCCUUUGGCCUUGGCUCCAAGUAUUUUGCACUGUAUGAGGUGGCAGGUGUUGGUAUCCAGUGGCGCACCAUCAGCCAGUCACCAGUAGAGGGCGAUGACUUUAACCUGAGUCUAUCCAUGAUGAUGCUUAUUAUUGAUGCUGGGUUGUACGGUGUGCUAACCUGGUACAUAGAAGCUGUUCAUCCAGGUAUGUAUGGCCUGCCACGCCCAUGGUACUUCCCUCUACAGAGGUCCUAUUGGUCAGGCAGUGGACGUGUUGAGACCUGGGACUGGCCCUGGUGUGGAGGUGGGGCUGCCAGGCUCAGUGUGAUGGAGGAGGAUCAGGCUUGUGCUAUGGACCAGCGGAGGUCCGAGGAGAUGCGGGGCAUCGAGGAGGAACCGAGCCACCUGCCUCUGGUGGUCUGCAUUGACAAACUGACCAAGGUGUACAAGACUGGCAGCAAACUGGCCCUCAACAACCUGAGUCUCAACCUCUAUGAAAACCAGGUGGUCUCCUUCCUGGGACACAAUGGAGCUGGGAAAACGACUACAAUGUCCAUUCUGACAGGCUUGUUUCCUCCAACCUCCGGCUCUGCCACUAUAUAUGGCCACGACAUCCGAACCGAAAUGGAGCGGAUUCGUCAGAACCUGGGCAUGUGUCCGCAGCACAAUGUUCUGUUUGACAAGCUGAGUGUGGAGGAGCACUUGUGGUUCUACUCUAGGCUCAAGGGCAUGGCUGAGGAGGACAUACGCAAGGAGAUGGACAAGAUGAUUCUGGACCUAGAGCUAUCCAACAAGCGCCACAGCUUGGUUCAGACAUUGUCAGGUGGGAUGAAGAGGAAGCUGUCCGUGGCCAUUGCCUUUGUUGGCGGCUCCAGGGCUGUUAUCCUAGAUGAACCCACAGCAGGGGUGGAUCCUUACGCCCGCAGGGCCAUCUGGGACCUAAUUCUGAAGUACAAACAGAGCCGAACCAUCCUGCUCUCCACCCAUCAUAUGGACGAAGCCGACCUUUUGGGAGAUCGCAUUGCCAUCAUUUCGCAUGGAAAACUUAAGUGCUGUGGAACACCACUUUUCCUGAAGAGCACCUAUGGAGAUGGAUACAAACUGACGCUUGUCAAAAAGCAAACUGAAGGCCGAGGACAGGGCAGUCAGCUGAAGCCUCCUUCCUCCUUAUCUCCAUCCUCUUCGCUGUCGCCCUGCUCAGAAGCUCGGGUCACCCGAUUUAUUCAGCAGUUUGUGGCUUCCUGCCUGCUGGUGUCCGACUCCAACACUGAGCUCUCCUACGUCCUGCCCUCCGAGUCAGUCAAGAAGGGCUGCUUUGAGAGGCUGUUCCAGGCUUUGGAGCAGAGCUUGGCCAGCCUGGCCCUGACCAGUUUUGGAGUGAUGGACACCACAUUGGAAGAGGUGUUCCUCAAAGUUUCUGAGGAGGACCAGUCUCUAGAGAACAGUGAUGCUGAUAUGAAUAGUUCGCCUGGUGGCAGCUCAUUGGCAAAGUUGUCAGUUGGUUCAGGAGCCCAGGUUGGACCAGAGCCUGAGACCGGACCCUUAGUGCAGAAUCAGAAAUCUGAGGUUGAGCUGAGCAAUCUAGUGCAAUGCUCCAGGCUCAGCCAGAGCCAGGCUUCCCUGAAAUCCUCCUCAUCUGUGGGCUCUGUGCGCGGAGACGAAGGAGGGCUGUAUGCGGACUUCUAUGGAGAUUACUGUCCUCUGUUUGAAAACGGUCAAGAGUCAGACUCUGCCAGCCUGAGAGACGAUGCAGAGAAUCCCACAACCUCAGAGACAGAGGUCCUGGAGGGGCAGGGAGGCUUCAAGUUGGAUGGCUGGUGGCUGAAAAUGAGUCAGUUUCAUGGCCUCAUCAUCAAAAGGUUCCACUGUGCCAAGAGAAACACCAAGGGCCUUUUCUCUCAGAUCCUCCUGCCUGCUUUCUUUGUCUGUGUUGCAAUGACUGUGGCCUUAUCUGUGCCUGAGAUCGGAGAUCUACCGCCCCUGAUCUUGUCUCCUUCUCAGUAUCAUAACUACACCCAGCCCAGAGGCAACUUCAUCCCCUACGCCAAUGAAGACAGACCCCAGUAUAGGAGUAAGCUGUCACCAGAUGCCACUCCACAGAAGAUCAUCAACACCCUCCGUCUUCCCUCGGGUGUGGGGGCAACAUGUGUCCUUAAGACUCCUUUCAACAGCACCCUGGACCAGCUGGCCCAGACCCUCAAUCCCAGUGCCAACAACUCCAAGACCCUGGCUGCCCAGUACUUUGACUCCAUGUGUCUUGACUCCUUCACCCAGGGGGUCCCCCUAUCCAACUUCGUCCCCCCACCCCCUUCCCCGGCUCCCUCAGAUGACCCAGACCCUCGUUUUGUUGAUGGGUUGUGGAAUUUUACAGUUGCCCCUCCAACCACAGUCCAUGAGCCUGUUACUUCUCCUCCCACCCUCCCUCUGUCCAUCCACGAGCCGGUGCGAUGCAUCUGCUCCAUGCAGGGCACAGGCUUCUCCUGCCCCAGUGGGGUCGGAGGACGUCCCCCUCUCAUGAAGGUGGUGACGGGGGAUAUCCUGGUGGACAUCACAGGGCGGAAUGUCUCUGAGUAUCUGCUCUUCACUUCAGACAGAGUGCGGCUUCACAGAUACGGUGGUUUAACUGUGGGAAACAUCCAGAAAUCCAUCCCUGCAUCCUUUGGAAGAAACAUCCCUACAAUGGUUCGCAAGAUAGCAGUACGCAGAUCAGCUCAGGUCCUGUUCAACAACAAAGGCUAUCACAGCAUGCCAACCUAUCUGAACGUACUGAACAAUGCCAUCCUGCGCGCCAAUUUGCCUGCAUCCAAAGGCAACCCUGCUGCUUAUGGUAUCACACUGACCAAUCAUCCAAUGAAUCGAACCAGUGCCAGCCUUUCUUUGGACUAUUUGCUCCAGGGCACAGACGUGGUGAUCGCCAUCUUCAUUAUUGUUGCCAUGUCCUUUGUACCUGCCAGCUUUGUGGUUUUCCUGGUUGCAGAGAAAUCCACUAAAGCCAAACACCUACAGUUUGUCAGCGGCUGUGACCCUGUCAUCUAUUGGCUGGCUAACUAUAUUUGGGACAUGCUGAACUACCUGGUACCUGCCACAUGCUGCGUUCUUAUUCUGUUUGUAUUCGACCUGCCGGCCUACACUUCCCCAACCAACUUCCCAGCUGUCCUCUCCCUCUUUCUCCUCUACGGGUGGUCCAUCACUCCCAUCAUGUAUCCAGCAUCCUUCUGGUUUGAAGUUCCCAGUACAGCCUACGUAUUCCUCAUCGUCAUUAACCUCUUCAUAGGCAUCACUGCAACUGUGGCCACUUUCCUCCUGCAGCUGUUUGAGCAUGACAAGGAUCUGAAGAGGGUCAACACCUACUUGAAGUCCUGUUUCCUCAUCUUCCCCAACUACAACUUAGGUCACGGUCUGAUGGAGAUGGCCUAUAACGAGUACAUCAAUGAAUACUACGCCAAAAUAGGUCAGUUUGACAAGAUGAAGUCUCCAUUUGAGUGGGAUAUUGUGACUCGAGGACUUGUUGCUAUGACGAUUGAAGGCUUUGUUGGCUUCCUCAUCACCAUCCUCUGCCAGUACAACUUCCUCAGGAAACCCCCGAGGGUGCAGGUCAGCUGCCAGCCUAUUGAUGAUGAUGAUGCAGAUGUGGCCUGUGAAAGACGAAGAGUGCUGCGAGGGGAUGCUGACAGUGAUAUGCUGCAGAUCGAGAACCUGACAAAGGUGUAUAAAUCCAGGAAGAUGGGUCGCAUACUGGCAGUGGACCGCCUGUGUCUCGGUGUCCGGCCUGGAGAGUGCUUUGGAUUGCUUGGAGUGAAUGGAGCGGGGAAGACCACCACUUUUAAGAUGCUCACAGGAGACGAGUGCACAACAGGAGGAGAGGCUUUCAUCAAUGGAAACAGUAUCCUGAAGGACCUCUUACGUGUUCAACAGAGUAUUGGCUAUUGUCCACAGUUUGACGCUCUGUUUGAUGAUCUAACUGCCAGGGAGCAUCUGCAGCUUUACACCCGCCUCCGUGGUAUUCCCUGGAAGGACCAGGGGAGGGUUGUGCAGUGGGCGUUAGAAAAACUGGAGCUGUCAAAGGAUGCAGACAAGCCAGCUGGCACUUACAGUGGAGGAAACAAACGCAAGCUUUCCACAGCUAUUGCUCUGAUCGGAUACCCAUCACUCAUCUUCCUGGAUGAACCCACCACUGGCAUGGACCCUAAGGCCCGCAGGUUCCUCUGGAAUUUAAUCCUUGACAUAAUCAAGACCGGACGCUCCGUUGUGCUCACGUCACACAGCAUGGAGGAGUGUGAGGCAUUGUGCACUCGAUUGGGAAUUAUGGUAAAUGGCCGGUUUAAAUGCCUGGGUAGCAUCCAGCAUCUGAAGAACAGGUUUGGGGAUGGCUACAUGAUAACUGUGAGGACUAAAAGCAGCUCCAAUGUGAAGGAAGUGGUACGAUUCUUCAACAGAAACUUCCCUGAAGCCGUUCUGAAGGACCGUCACCACACCAAGGUCCAGUACCAACUGAAGUCUGAGAGAAUCUCCCUGGCUCAGGUCUUCAGUAAGAUGGAGCAGGUGGUGGAAGUCCUGGGCAUUGAGGACUACUCUGUCAGUCAGACCACUCUGGACAAUGUGUUUGUCAAUUUUGCCAAGAAGCAGAGCGACAACCUCGAGCAGCAGGAAGUUUUGCCUCCUGGUGGUGGGCAGUCCCCCUUGCAACGCAUCUUCAGCUUCCUGAAAGUUAGGCCUGCCAAUACAGAGCUUAAUGCUAUGAUCAGUGAGGCACCAGAGGAGCUGGAGAGUGAUGACGAUGAAGGGCUAAUCAGCUUUGAAGAGGAAAGGGUGCAGCUCUCCUUCAACACAGACACCCUCUGUUGAAACGUGAAACCUUAGGGGCAGAGAGACGGUGAGAGAGACUGGACUGAUCCCACUUUGUCGGACCUCUGAGGCUUUGAGAGUGAGCAGGGGUGCAGAGUGAUCCCUGAGCAGAACUCUCUGUACUGGAAAAUGCACAGCGAACAGUUGACAGUUUCAGAGCUCUGCAGGCCAGUGGGUGGGAUGGUGGUGGCUGCAGGCAAAGAUGCAGCAGCGGGAUGGAGGAUUGUUCCAUCCACAGUUUAUUUGAGAAUGUAUGAGUAGCUGAUGUAAAGCUACACCUAAAUCGAUGUUAUAGACUGUUUGGUUCCGCAGCUUACUUUGACUUGAUGAACAGCAGUGUAACCAGAGUGCACACUUGCACCAACCUGGCCUGCCUUGAGAGCAUGCAGUCAAGAUGGGAAUGUAAUAGUCUAUUUUUAUGUGGCAGGAAGAAUGAUUUAUUUUGCAUAUUGUGACAAUAGAAAAAUUAUUAAAGUACAUGUUGAGAUGGAAGCUGUUUUUUGAUGUCAGUCAUCCAUGGGCCGUGUACACAGCUUGAUUAUUGUCCUGAUGGUGAUGCCCUUUUCUGAACUUGCUCUGAUGUUGUGUUCUUUGUCAAACAGAUGUUUUCUUUUAUGCUUUAAACAUAUCAUUAUGUUGUGGACUAGAAUUUUCUUUAUAUAAAGCUGACAGUGUGUAUAACAAGUACAACAGCUGCUGUUUCUGCUGUGAAGUGGAUGAGCUUUCUAACAGGCUGAACCUGGAGAGACAAUGACGGCACUACCAUCACUGUGACACUAAAACCUACUCAGUCCAGAAUAUUUCUUAUUGAAACUAAGUCAAACUUUAUUAUUUUUAUGAUGACCAUGUAACGUUUUUUAUGUUAAUUUAAAUGUACAAAACAAAUCAAGAUUUGCAAAAAUCUUUGCUGGCAUGUGAAUUUAAACAGCUUUCCUCAUUAGUUCUGUUAAACCUGAGUUGUGAUUCCUCUUGUUAAGAAUUGCUGUUUCACUCGUUUUGUCACAACUGAUUCAAGUCUAAAUUGGUUAUUAAUAUUUAGUGGUAUUGUUCCUACCUGACAGGAUUAUUAAACUGGAACACCUUUUUAUUUUUUGUCUGGCAGUGUAUAGCAGAUGUCUGCUUGUAUUUAUUUUAUUGUAAAAUACAAUGGAAAUGCUCACAUCUGAUCAUCUGUCUCUGAAGUAACAGCUCUGAACUUUUUAAUAUUAAAUUCAUGAAAAUAGUCGGGGAUCAAGUUUAGUUCCCGAUUCCAGUGAAUGUAACAUAAUAAUAAUCAGUUUUACCAAAACUAAGCCUAAAUACAGAAGCUGUGUGUAAGUCCAUCCUCACUGCUGCCAUGGAAACCAUUAAAAAGUGGAAUAAUCUAUAUAAAAGCAUGUGUUUUAGCAGAAUUAGAUGUUUAUAAACUCAGCGCCAAGUAGGAAAAACAACAGGACCGACCUCAGAGAUCACUCCGGAAAGAUUUAACCGGCCUUUUCCAAACUGUUUAAAGUCCAUUGAUCUGAAGAGAGAUUGGUCAGAUCUUCACAGAGUGGACAUCCCAGCAAAUUCACCCCAAUAUUAGACUGUGCAAUUCUCCGAGAAAACCUAAACCAAAAGCCCCAUCUUGGGUCAUACAGGCGUCAGUAUGUUAGAUGUUAAAGUUGAUGACAGGACAAUUAGAAUAAAAGACUCAAAAUUAUAGCUGAAUACACCAAAGGGCUCCUAGAAAAUCUGUGUUGGCCAAAUGAGACCAAAUUAGAGAUGUUUGUCUAUAAUUUGGUUAUCAACCACUGGGCAUGGCCACUGACUUGACUUGACCAUGAACUCCUUUGUGCACCACAUCAUUCUGGAGUCCCACUGGAACCCAUAAAACAAGCCAAUGAUCCCAAAAACAGCAGCGAGUCUUUAUUGCCAUGGUUUUGAGAAAUCCAUAGAAAGCUGUGCAUUGAAAAAUCCUGCAACACCUCAAUGAACUGAAACUGUUGUAAAAGAGUGAAAAGGAGUGGAGGAAGAGGUCAUUUCAUCACACACUGCUUCUGAACUUUAGUAUAGCUUUUGUUAAAUUAGUCAUUUUUAUGAACUAAAACUAAGCCAAAAUUCUUUGAUUGUAAGGACCAGUGAUCAAUUUCAUGUAGGGACCAGACCAUUUUCUAUUUAGUCCUAAUAGCAUGACAUUGGAAUAAGGUUCAUUCUUAAUUUCCAAAUAGGACUAUAAAUCAGCAUAAACGUACUAACAACAGGGCAGUAAUUCAUGUCACCAGCAGCAGAUUUAUGCAAACCUUUAAAAAGAGAGUUUGAAAUCUGAAACUUUGAAAUUGAACUAUGAGUAUGUUGGAGGUGAUCUGAAUCGGCAGAUUGUCAUCUGGAUGAUGUGUUUCAUGUUAGCAUUUUAACUUAUUGAUGGUAAAGCAGAUGUUGCACUGAGAUAAAGGUAGUCACUCACUGGUCAUUAAUGCAGAACUUAUUUAUACAUGGAUGUGGGGCUUUGGCCUCAAAAAUAAUGUUCAGUCUUCUGUGAACUAUUGAAAGAAGUCUUGUUCCCAGGAAUGUUUCUUUUCAUUUGGAGCUCUUGAGUUUGUCUCCUUUUCACAUCAGCACAUUUAAACAUAUUUUUCCAUGUACAGACUGCUCAGAUGUUCCUAAUAAAGUAUUUUGUAAGUGUAAAUCCA